Labeo rohita (rohu) is the source of this 3380-nucleotide messenger RNA. It is a transcript of the gene klf6a, whose product is annotated as Kruppel-like factor 6a. NCBI's taxonomy places the organism in Eukaryota, Metazoa, Chordata, Actinopteri, Cypriniformes, Cyprinidae. Gene Ontology annotation, molecular function: DNA-binding transcription factor activity, RNA polymerase II-specific; RNA polymerase II cis-regulatory region sequence-specific DNA binding. Bases 215 to 1066 code for a protein of 283 amino acids. The record is from RefSeq and is a predicted model, not a curated record. Gene Ontology annotation, biological process: regulation of transcription by RNA polymerase II. The transcript is spliced from 4 exons.
GAAUAGGGGAAGUUGACAGAGCGCAGCGCUUUGCGUGAGUUCAGUGUUUGCAAAUAUAGAGUGAUCUCAACAGACGGACUAGCGGACUCUGAGCAAAGCGACGGCUGCACUGCGUUGCUAUUGCACGAAGAGGACGCUUGCUUGUCACACUUUAUCUUUGAUUCAUCAAGAUAUAUUUUUUUCUGUCUUUUAUUGCCUGAUACUUGGGAUUGCAAUGGAUGUUCUACCAAUGUGCAGCAUAUUUCAGGAACUUCAGAUCGUUCACGAAACUGGCUAUUUCUCUGCAUUGCCAUCGCUUGAAGAAUACUGGCAACAGACCUGUCUGGAGCUGGAGAGAUAUUUGCAGAGCGAGCCGUACGUCUCUGCGUCUGACCUCAAGUUUGAGGGCCAGGAGGAUCUUUGGAGCAAGCUCAUCUUGGCUUGUGGAGAUAAGGGAGAUGGGAACGGCAACCUUCCCAGCGUCAAGGAGGACGACAAUCAGGACUGCCAAAUAUUAGAAACCAACAGCAUGAAUUCGGAUGCCAGCAGCGAGGCGUCUGACAGUUCGGAGGAGCUCUCGCCCACUCACAUCUUUACCUCCAACCCGCUGGGCUCGGUUCUGACGGAGUCAGCGCAUCACUUGAGUUCCUCUAUCAUCAGCACGCCUCCGUCCUCGCCAGAGACGCCCCAGGAGCCCGGCACCCCGCAGGUGUGGGGCUCCACGCAGACUGACUUGCACGUGCCGGUGAAGAACCGGCAAAACGGACUGGGGAAGGCCUCGGAUAAGACUUCCGCAGGAGGGGACGCCUCUCCGGACGGCAGGAGGAGAGUGCACAGGUGUCACUUCAACGGCUGCCGGAAGGUUUACACAAAGAGUUCUCACUUAAAAGCACAUCAGCGGACUCACACAGGUGAGAAGCCGUACAGGUGUUCAUGGGAAGGCUGCGAGUGGCGCUUUGCGAGGAGCGACGAGCUAACCCGACACUUCAGGAAGCACACCGGUGCAAAGCCAUUUAAAUGCAGUCACUGUGACAGGUGUUUCUCCAGGUCAGACCACCUGGCCCUGCACAUGAAGAGGCACCUUUGAGCGGGCCGUAGAUUCACGCUGGGGAUAUGUUGUGUCCUGACCAGCUUCCUGGUUGACCUGGCCCUGCAAGAAAUGGGGGGAGUGUGUUCCAGCCAAAGCAUGCCAUUUUGCACCAUAUCCUGUGCCUCCGUGAGCCCCGGGAUAAAGGCGGACUGACUGGUUGUUGAAACGAAAAAGGAAGGGACAAAAUCAUGUAUGAAGAAUCGAAGAGAGGAGGAUGAUUUAUUAAAAAAAAAGAAAAUGUUUCCAAAAAAACAAAACAAACAAAAAAAAGAGCGAGUGAAUGGUGUGUUGUAUGGUGCAUGAUGUUUCGGGACAACUCCUGGACUAUACACUGGUACUUUAAAACAAAUCCUAAAGAAAGCCUGUUUGACGUGAGCGGAUGAAUGUCCCGUGUGCGAAGAAGGGUGGGAGGGGGGUACCAGUGUAUCGCUGUGGGCUGAAUGGUGUCGGGGAACAAGUUCUGUUUUUGUUUCCACGCGGUAUGCGAGAACCGUGAGUGAAGCCGUGAGACUGAGAACUCCUGCCUGACGCCCCCGGGCUCUGGGAUCGCGGGGGCGUAGUGUCCCCCCGCCCCCAUCUAAAAGGGGGGCGGAAACUCGGUCCUGAAUGAAAGUGGCUUUUUUGGUGUUCGGUGCAGCUACUAAAUGUGCAAUGUGUUCGGUAGCUUGUUAUUUGACAGGCUACAAAAGCUCAUUUGUAGUCCGUUGUAUAAGCUGUGUGCUUAGAGAUGUAACACAAUUAUAACUUCACUAUCAUAAACAGGUGUUGCAUGGUAUUGGGGUUUUGUUUUUUUUUUUUUUUUUUUUUUUUUUUUUUUUUUUUUUUGUAAUUGGGACUGCAAAUAGAUUCCAAUAAAGCGCAGCUAAAUACAAUUGGGUUAAAUGUUACAAUAUUGUACAUAAACGCAUUGAUCAUUCUUCACUCUAAAAUUCCCUUCCCUUCUUUCCGGUGGAGGGAAGAAUCCUUUCAAUCAGUGGCCAUUUCAUACAAGAUCUUAAAAAAGCGAAAUUCUCUCUUUCUAUCUCCAUUUUACCUGUUGUUAAUGCACUGUUGGCCUUAAUGGUGCCUUAUGCAAGUGACCUUUCCCAUUGGGGGUCACAAAAUGUCUUGUAUAAGUGAUUGAAAAAGCUUUAUUAAGGCUCUGUUUCACCUGAACAUGCACCUUUCAUAUUUCUGAGGCCACUGUAACCAAGCCCUUGUAGAUAUAUUGUUAUUCUUGAGCAUGCGAUUUCAUUCGUUGUCACUAAUAUGUUGUCAAAUCUGCAAUGUAGAGCACUUAAACUUACGGAUUUGGUUUCUACUGAACGUUUCGAAUAGACGCAAGAUCUCUAUCUGUGGAGGUGUGUGCAAAGACAAAACGCUCUUAAAGUGCAAAAACAGGCUGUUGUGUAAUACGAGGCUUGUGGAAUGCCAACCCCCCCUGUCCCCUGUAACCAAGAAUAAAGGAAAAAACGCCUAAAGAUUUAUUGUAAUUAACAAGCUGCAGUCAGACAGGCCUUGCCUUGUACUGCCUCUCUGUAAUGAAUUGCUGAAGGCCCUGCCUGCUACAGACUGCUGACUCGGGCAGUUCGAUAUUGACCUGUCUGGAUGCCGUUGUUUUAGUCCAGCGACAGUAUUGUGGAAACAGUGCACAGCCAUCCAGAAAGAUAAAGAUAUAUCACCCGCCUUUUCAACAUUUACAAUGGAAAUUUACGGACGCCGUCGAACGCCGCAUGGUUGGCUGCGUGCGUUUCUUUUGCUAUCUGAAAUGUUUUCAGGGACCAAACGAUUGAUUAAAUUUAUUGUACAUAGUUAUAUGCUUGAAUUAUUCGAGUGUUGGGCUUUGCUAAGCGCCAUGCUCCGGUUUCUUGAGCGAUGGAGGUUUGACACUGUUGCAUGUCGAGCAGCUACGUAGAUACGGAUUGUUUUGGUGGGAGAAAAGUAACUUGAAGCAGCUUGCGCUGCCAUUAAAUCAGACCAGCCAGGGUUUUGUGGGCAAAGAACAUUGCGUCUUUCCAACAGUGGCCAAUAUUAGUCAAGUUGUAAUGGAGCCUUAAUCAAGUUUUCCAUUUGCUUGCUUCAACCAACACUUUCUAUCACUUAUCUUUUCUCUCAUGAAUCCCUCUUGUCUAAAGAAUAUUUGUACAAAAGAAUAAAAACACAAAAGUUAGGAUGAAAAAUACAAAAAAAAAAAAAAAACAUUUUCUAAGAUUUUUAUUUGUUUUUUGCUUUAUAUGAAUUUUAUUUGAAAUUGUUUUGCAAAAUUGUUAUAUUUCUGUAUGAAUGUAUUUUUUUAUUGGAAUAAUAAGAAAUUCUUAUCGGACAAGUUUGA